Messenger RNA from Cuscuta epithymum, 2015 nucleotides. The record is from the annotation of a GenBank genome assembly. Lineage: Eukaryota; Viridiplantae; Streptophyta; Magnoliopsida; Solanales; Convolvulaceae.
GAAGAAAGAAGCUGGCCGCAGGUUCGUUUUCCAGUAGAUAGGGUUGCUUGUUUGAUCCAUAACUUGAGUUUCACUCGUCCAAAUAAGUCGUAUAAGAUACCAAAAGAAAUAUCUCAAGACGAGGAAUCCGUGAAGGUCUAGUUUGCAUCAAUCGGAGUAGUGGAAGGCUUCCAAAUCGUCUGAGCAAAACACAACCUCGUAGAAACGGAUUUACUCUCCUAAAGAAACGAGUUCGCCGGAAAACACCCAUUCUAGGGGCUGUUUUCGUAUCAAUGGAUUAUGGGUGAGCUAGCACUUUGAGAAGUCCGUUUAGCACUCAUUUUUAGCAAGGAAUCAGUUCUUAAUCCAUCUUGACCAAAGCUUUGACCGUUGGAUGAAGAAGGAAAAGUUUAAAACUAAAUUAAGGUUGAGGCUAGAGCUUGCUUCCUGUACUCGUUGCUCGAGUGAUUUCCCCGGGGAGAAGACUUGGUUCGUGAUUCCUCCACUCUAUUUUAUAACAUUAAUGAACAUGCUCAUGGAUAUUUUACUACAGAGCCUGCGUGCUCGUGAAUAGCCCUGUGUGGACAUUUUAUUUUAAACAAUGUUUCCGCUGCAUUAUGAAUUACUUAUUAUGGUUGUUUAUGGAUGUUAUAUGUGUGAAUGAUAUUCAAGACGCUUUGUAUGAUAUGAAUGUGUUUGACUUUGGUUGACUAUUCGUAUUGUACGGCGGGUUGUUGACGUGUCUGGACAGGUCCGGGGCGUGACAGUACAUGACAAUGAACUCGAACGACUGCAUCGAUGUUGUUGCCGCUGCAACAAACGAUGUGAAUUUGUGGCACUGUCGUCUCGGUCACAUGAACGAAAAGGGGAUGAAGGAGUUGUGCUCGAAGGGCAAACUGUCCGGCCUGAAGACUAUUGAGGUUGGCUUAUGCGAGGGCUGCAUAUUCGGGAAACAGAAACGUGUCAGUUUCUCGAAGGUAAGACGAGCUAUCAAACCGGAGAAGCUGGAACUAGUUCACACCGACCUUUGGGUACCUGCAGAAGUUACAUCCUUGGGAGGAUCCGCCUGCUACAUGACCUUCAUUGAUGAUGCCACACGAAAGGUAUGAGUUUAUUUUCUCAAAAAUAAAUCUGAUGCCUUUGAUGCUUUCAGGAGGUCGAAAGCUCUUGUUGAGGCAGAGACAGGUCUGAAAUUGAAGUGGCUUCGGUCUGACAACGGAGGUGAGUAUGAACUGCAUGAGUUCAAGAAAUUUUGUGCUGAGAACGAGGUUCGUAUGGAGAAGACAACGAAGGGGACUCCGCGGCAUAAUGGCGUUGCUGAACGCAUGAACAGAAGACUGAAUGAGCGGGCUAGAUGCAUGAGGUUGAAGAGUGGCUUACCGAAGAUGUUUUGGGCAGAUAAGUGAACACCGCGGCUUUUCUCAUCAACAGAAGUCCAACGAUCUCGUUGGAGAAUGGCAUUCCUGAAGAAAGGUGGACGAGUAAGGAGGUUAAUCUGUCCUAUCUCCGCAUAUUUGGUUGUGUUGCUUAUGUUCAUAUCAGUUCCGUUGACCGAAGCAAGCUAGACGUUAAAUCUGUCAAGUAUACGUUCGUUGGCUAUGGUGGUGAUGACUAUGGAUACAGAUUCUGGGAUGAUCAGAAUAGAAAGAUUAUUCGUAGCCAAGAUGUGGUGUUCAACGAGCAGGUUAUGUACAAGGGCAAAUUGAGUGUUUCUGAUUCCGAGCAAGAUAAUCCAAAGAUCAUUGUGUUAGAUAUCUCUAAUUCGAGUGGGAGCAAUCAAGAUCAGAAUGAAGAGUUGAGCAGUGAUGAGGAUCCAUCAACCCCACCAAGGCAGUGUCCUGUCAGAAACCGGAAAAAGCAUAUAAGAGGUUGCUAUUAUGGGCGUGGUUGAGAGAUGAACAGAAGAAGACUUAAAAGUAUGGAAACUGGAAAAACAACACAGCCUCCUGCCCUCAGCAGGGAAGUGUCAGUCGGUUCCACCAAGCGCAGUAACAACAACAACAAUAAUGAAUUAUUAAACAAUAAUAGUAAUGAUG